Molecule: messenger RNA, 2706 nt
Organism: Cuscuta epithymum
Lineage: Eukaryota; Viridiplantae; Streptophyta; Magnoliopsida; Solanales; Convolvulaceae
Source: the annotation of a GenBank genome assembly
AUUAUAUUGUACUACUUUGGAGUAUUUAUAAAUAUAUCUACAAUAAAUACAAUAAUUAAUGAAUAAAAACAAUAAUUCAGCCAUAUGCCCAUAUACUAGUAUAACAAUAGUGAAGAGGAAAAAUAAUUAGUCCACGGAAAUUAUGGAUGGUCAACGGGGUGCCCCGUAUUAUGGGGCAUAGCCAAUCCAACGCCUUUGACUUUGGUAAACUGCUACACAAAUAGUCUUCUCCAUUCAACCACCACAUUGCCAUAUCUUCAUCCCAUUUCUUCCAAUUCUCAAAUAUUAAUUAAUUACAUAAUCACCUUCUCCUUCAAUUCCUUUCUGAAGUAGACCCUUUUAUGGAGAGCAGCUCUUCUGUUCAUUGCAUUCAUGAAGAAGAAGACGAGGAUGCAUACAUUGAGAUAAAUCUGGAUCAAAGUCCAGUAGAAGAACAGAGGAGGAUGAGGAAGAAGAAAAAGAAAGAUGGUGAUGAAGUUGAAUUUCGGGUGUCCUUUCUGGAGGGAGCAGCUCUGCCGACAUUCGUCUCGCUUUCGUCUCCUCCUCCUCCUCCCUCUUCGGUGGCCUGCCUGCCCCCUGGCAGGCGGAAACCGCCCUCUUUCGGGCCGGUGGAUCCCCGGAGAAACAUGGGUGAUGAUGGUGAUCGGUGCCAGCAUUCUGCAAGAACUGAGACUGACUCCAAAGAGCUGCUUCUCAGCACCAGCAGGAAGGGGUCAUGUAGGAGGGCGGAAGAGGGCGGAUCGGAGAGCGGACUCGGCGGAGGAAUCAUGAGCGUCAUGCUCAAAUUCCGCUACUUUAUGAGCUUCCAAUGGAAGGCCUGGAGGAUCCGAAGCCAGCACCUCCCCUCCUCUUCUUCUUCACCCACCACAUCUGGAUCCGCCGGCUCUUCAUCUAGAGGUUUCCAGAUCAAUCCCGCGAGCAGCAAGCCAAUUCUAGCGCGGCAAAAGCAAUCUCCUCCGCAUCGACAGCAAGGGAUGAGUGAUGUCCCGGCGGCGGAUAAAUCGAGAUCGUCGGUGUUACUGCUGCAGGGCCUGGGGGUGAAGCUCCGAGAGCUGGUGGCGCCUGAUUCACAUCAUGCCAAGUGUGGCGGCGCGAUGCCGUCUAAAAGUUGCCCUGCUUCUGUCAAGUCGACGCCUCUGCAUCAUCACCACCAUCAAUGGGCUACUUCCGCUGCUUCAUCGUUCACCGGAAAAGUGGCGUAUACCAGAGAUAAUUCCGUUCAGGCCGCCAUUGCUCACUGUAAUCGAUCUUCCGGCCGCUCCCAGGAUUUUACCCUUUGAUUUCACCCCCCAUCGGGCCGCAGUUUCGGCAUGGGCUCAAUGAUUGGGCUUCACUAAAUAGAACUUGAGAAAUAUAGACUCUAGGUCCAUAAUGGGCCACCUAAGUUUUUCUCCCCAUAAAAUAUAGAUUCCCUUUAUCAAUUACCCUCGUAUAUAUGGAGUAGUUAUAGGCGGUGUUUGGAUCUGAUUAUUAAAACUGAUUAAGCUCUUUCAAAGAACAGAAGUAGAAGUUGAAAUGUUUAGAUAAAAGUGUAAAACUGAUUCUGGUUCUCUAAUUCACUCAUAGAAUCCGAUUUUUAGAAGCCGGAGGAGACCAACAUCUGAAAAUUGAUUCUGAUUCUGCUCCUGCUUUAAAAAGAAGAAGAUGUAGAAUCAGUUCCAAACACCCUCAUAUACUUCGUAGUACUACUUAGUAACGGGAAAAUGAUCCUUUUUUAUUGAAAAGGAAAACCAGAAUACAAUUUUAUCCGUAUAAAGCAAUGAUUUAUUUUUUUAAAAUUGAUAAGAAUAGGAGUAUUAGGCCAAUGCUUCUAAAAGCAAAAAUGUGGGCUUGAGAUUAGGACCUGUAAUUUCGGUUUUGGGCUGGAUCACGUCUUGUCCCUUUUUAUAAACCUCAUCCCCCUUCUCCACAAUAUUUUGGCUUUUAAAUAUAGCUAUGUUGUUUUUCACUUGCUUCUGUAUGACGUAUUGAAAAAAAGAAAACUUGAUGAUGAUGAUGAUGAUGAUGAUGAUGAUGAUGAUGAUGAUGAUGAUGAUGAUGAUGAUGAUGAUGAUGAUGAUGAUGAUGAUGAUGAUGAUGAUGAUGAUGAUGAUGAUGAUGAUGAUGAUGAUGAUGAUGAUGAUGAUGAUGAUGAUGACCUUUCAACAUGACAAAUAUAUAACAGAGUAUUUUUUGUGAAAGAGUGUUACGUAGAUUUAAGUGUCAAAAAAACUCUAGCAAUGUUAUGAUGUGGCAAGUGGCACCCAUCGUUGAUAGGGUGCUCAUGCAGGGUGAAGAUGUGGCCCCCGUCGCCUGGCUUCGUUGGGGAGCGGGUAGAUGUUGCGUUUUUUCGACUGAUUGUCUAGUUGUAUGUGCAUGAAAUAUUAAACGAGUGACAACAAAUGAAUCGAGCGAGGGAUAAAAAAUCAAAGGAAUGAUGUGGGUGAGACUCCACCUGAACAUUGUCAUCCCUACUUUCAAUUCACAUUCCUAUGUAGCAAUUUAAUAUAAAUUGUAGUAUAUGUGCUAAUUAGCACUGAAGUAGUAUUAUACACUUAUGGUGCAUGUAGUACAAAUGUGUUUUUUUUGUAUAUUGUCUAUUUUGGGUUUACAAUUUAAAAUGGUAAUGCAGGAUGUAUUUACUUUUAAUAUAGAGAUACAUUAUGAUAUGAUAAUAAAGAAUAUGUAAUUUUGUAUACAACUAAAUAUAUUGAAGCACAAAAAUAA